This is a messenger RNA of Saccoglossus kowalevskii, 1172 nucleotides long. RefSeq lists its product as uncharacterized. NCBI's taxonomy places the organism in Eukaryota, Metazoa, Hemichordata, Enteropneusta, Harrimaniidae. The record is from RefSeq and is a predicted model, not a curated record.
UUGAAGUACAUGGACGUCUCUUUUCGGAUUUUUUUUUGGAAGCCGCUGUAUUUUGCUGAUAGUUGUCACAAAAAUGGUGCAUAUUUGGGUAGACCAUGCCCACAGUUUGCUGUGUACCGUUCUGCGAGGGUAAAGGGUACCGUUUGGUUGACGGACAUAACGUUUCAUUUUUUAGUUUCCCUAAAAAUAAAAACAUUUUGAAGCAAUGGAUCCAUGCUAUAAAAAGAGAUCCCGGCAAGAACUUUAAACUGAACAGGUCAACAAAAAUAUGCUCCCUGCAUUUCACAGAAAAAGAUUUUAAGUACACUCUGGCAAAGAGGAGAUUUUUACUAAAUAAUGCAGUACCAUCAUGUUUUAAGUGGUCAGAAUCAAAGACACCUAGUAGAAGAAAUCCAAAGGAUGAAGUACGAAAACGCAUUUGUAGUCAAAACGACGUCGCAGUUAUCACAACAACCACUGAAGCUGGCGAAAAUAUUGAAAAAUGUGUUGAAGAAAAAGAACAACUUGACAAAAUAAGACAACUUGAAGAAGUUAUAAGUAAAAAUAGUACAACAAUAAAAUCACUGGAAAAUGAAGUCAAGGAGCUUAAGAAAUCAAAAGAGAACGUUAUGAAUAUAAAUCAAAUACUUAAAAAUGAAAUUAUAAGUUUAAAUAGUCAAUUAGAAACUUUAGAAAACAAAUGCACACAGAAUGAGUUUAGUGUAAGAAGAUUUUUAAAUUCAGAUGAAAGUAUACAAUUUUAUACUGGGUUUCCAUGUACUUCUUUAUUUUUAAAUUUAUUUGAAUUUUUAGAUACAGGAGAGAAUGCAGAAAAUAUUAUUUAUUGGAAGCGUAGUAAUCAAACGUGUGGAUUGCAAUAUGAUUUAUGUGGUCACAAUGACAACAACAACAAUAAUAAUAAGUUGGGAAGACCAAGGAAAUUGGAGCCUCUUGAUGAAUUCUUUCUUGUUAUGUGUCGACUUAGACAAGGGUUCCCCGAAUAUCAUCUUUCAUUUCUAUAUAAUAUUUCAGUAUCAACAGUGAGUCGCAUAGUUAUUACUUGGAUAAAUUAUAUGUAUCUGAAAUUAGGUAGUUUGGAUAUCUGGCCUACCCGGCAAGUAAUAACAGAUACCAUGCCAUUGUCAAUGAGGGGAGAAAUAUCCCUCAUGCAGAGUAAUAUUAGAUUGUACUGA